CACAUCCCAGGAGCCAGCAGAGCCAGACCAGGAUGGAGAGGAGACGGGCCACCUCAGCUGUGGCUGCGCGCCGCUCCUAUGUCUCCUCCUCCGAGAUGGUGGUGAGAGGCCUGACUCCCAGUGGCCGCCACCUGGGUCCUGGAACCCGCCUCUCCCUGGCUCGGAUGCCACCCCCACUCCCAGCCCGGGUGGACUUCUCCCUGGCUGGGGCACUCAACGCUGGCUUCAAGGAGACGCGGGCCAGUGAGCGGGCCGAGAUGAUGGAGCUCAAUGACCGCUUUGCCAGCUACAUCGAGAAGGUGCGCUUCCUGGAGCAGCAGAACAAGGCGCUGGCUGCUGAGCUGAACCAGCUGCGUGCCAAGGAGCCCACCAAGCUGGCUGACAUCUACCAGGCUGAGCUUCGCGAGUUGCGCCUGCGCCUUGAUCAACUCACCGCCAGCAACGCCCGGCUGGAGGCAGAGAGAGACAAUCUGGCACAGGACCUGGGCACCCUGAGGCAGAAGUUCCAGGAUGAAACCAACCUGAGGCUGGAGGCUGAGAACAACCUAGCUGCCUAUCGACAGGAAGCAGAUGAAGCCACCCUGGCCCGCCUGGACCUGGAGAGAAAGAUUGAGUCUCUGGAGGAGGAAAUCCAGUUCUUGAGGAAGAUUCAUGAGGAGGAGGUGCGGGAGCUCCAGGAGCAGCUGGCUCGGCAACAGGUCCAUGUGGAGCUGGAUGUGGCCAAGCCGGACCUCACAGCAGCCCUGAGAGAGAUCCGUACACAGUAUGAGGCCGUGGCAUCCAGCAACAUGCACGAGGCGGAGGAGUGGUACCGGUCCAAGUUUGCAGACCUGACAGAUGCUGCUGCCCGCAACGCAGAGCUGCUCCGCCAGGCCAAGCACGAGGCGAACGACUACCGGCGCCAGCUGCAGGCCUUGACCUGCGACCUGGAGUCCUUGCGUGGCACGAACGAGUCCCUGGAGAGGCAGAUGAGGGAGCAGGAGGAACGCCAUGCUCGGGAGGCAGCCAGUUACCAGGAGGCGCUGGCCCGGCUGGAGGAGGAGGGGCAAAGCCUCAAGGACGAGAUGGCCCGCCACCUGCAGGAGUAUCAGGACCUGCUCAACAUCAAGCUGGCCCUGGACAUUGAGAUUGCCACCUACAGGAAGCUGCUGGAGGGCGAGGAGAACCGCAUCACCAUUCCUGUGCAGACCUUCUCCAACCUGCAGAUCCGAGGGGGCAAAGGCACCAACGAAGGGGAAGGCAACAAGGUCACAAGAUAUCUCAAAAGCCUCACAGUACAAGUUAUACCAAUUCAGGCUCAGCACAUUGUAAAUGGAGCCCCGCCAGUUCUUGAAACCAGCCUGGACACCAAGUCCGUGUCAGAAGGCCACCGCAAGAGAAACAUCGUGGUGAAGAGCGUGGAGACGCGAGAUGGAGAGGUCAUUAAGGAGUCCAAGCAGGAGCACAAGGACGUGGUGUGAGGCGGGACCCACUUCGUGGCCCCUGCCCCACAGCAGGAAGGGCCUGCAGCAGAAACAGGAUAGGUGCCCCUCGUCUGAUAGCUCAUUUUCCCAUCUCCGUUUCUAUGCCAGCUUGCUGCCCUAGGUUCCCUUAGCAUUAGGCCUGCCAGACAGCACCCACCCUACUCCCAGCGACUUCAACUAACAGCGCACUCACCCCAAAAGGGGCAGCCUGGAGGGUCUUGGCCAGCAGCUUGAGUUAGAAUUGGGAGGAAGGAGAAAAGUUGGGCAGGGCCUGGGACCUAAUAAAUCACGCUGUGUAGCCUAAUCCCUGUUGUCAUGGCAACUGUUGCCAGAGUUAGAGGUCUUUGAGCUAUCUGGGAAGUAGGAGGCUUUUGCGUUUCCUCAGGCUGCUGGAGGAAAACGGAUCUGAGACAGGAAGGGAAAGUCCCUGCAGGCAAAGUAGCCCUGACCAGAGGCUCAUUCUUCUAGAUGGACCCUGGCCAGUCUGAGAGUAGGCGGGGAUGUCCUGCUACCGGAGUUGUCAGCAGACAGAAUUCCUGGCCUGCCCACAUUCCAGAGGGGCCUCUGAGUGAUGAUUCAAGCGUCUCAGCCCCACUGAGCUGCCACGUGGGCAUGCUGUGGGCAUGUGGGGACUCGAUUCCCAGCACUUAGGGGAUCUUAGUGUAAGUGGAGAUGGAAAUGGUGCUGGGAGGGAGUAGAGGGGCUGCCUGGCCCCUAGGUGUCAGUACAGAGAGGUCAAGCCCAGGAGGACCCCCCCAUAUACGCUGGUGGGGGGCAGGUAGAGAGGGUGGAGGAGGCAGUGGGAUGAUGCUAUGUAGCAGAGCUGGGGGUGUGGAUGACCAGUGACACUUGGCCUCUGGGUCGUGGGACUCAAGGAAGUGACUCGUCCUUUGAAGAUACUGGAACAGGAGAGAAAGCUGCUGCUGUCCACAGGGGUAGUGCACACUUCACCCCAGUUCUAAAGGCUCCUUCCUCGCUGUAUAAUUCCUGUCCGCUCAGGCCUCCAAGCCCAUGCAGCUGCUGCCUCUCGACUCCAGCAAAUACUGCUGGGUGAAGCCACCACAACAUACCUGACCCUUUCUUCCCCACCCUGACCUGCUGUUUCUCCCUAAGCCAAGGGCCCCUUUUACUCAAAUACAAAAUGUAUCCCGGUAUUUUAGGUAGCACCCUAUUUUACAGCUUGGGAAAUUGAGGCAUAAGCAGAGUGAAGACCUUGGUUUGCAUCGCUGAAGCCUGGAGGCUUUCACCCAGAGCAUCUGCUUUGCUUUCCAUGGGAAGACUGAGGGUGGGAGAGUAGGUACGGGAUUAUCUGUGCCCAGAAAUGGGGCUGACAGGACCCACUCCAGGGUCCCCGUCUCCCCUCUAAGUCCAAAGGGAGGGAGACUUUCCAAGACUUGGUGCCCUUUCAUGAUUCCCUCCUGCCACCCACAGCUGCUAACUUUCGGGGUACCACUGCUGCCUUUAGUCACCGAGGUAAAUAAAGCGAACUGCUGUGGCCUCCUC
Molecule: messenger RNA, 2966 nt
Organism: Rhinolophus ferrumequinum (greater horseshoe bat)
Lineage: Eukaryota; Metazoa; Chordata; Mammalia; Chiroptera; Rhinolophidae
Gene: GFAP
Product: glial fibrillary acidic protein
Exons: 10
Coding region: 33-1460 (475 amino acids)
Biological process (GO): regulation of chaperone-mediated autophagy; intermediate filament organization
Cellular component (GO): cell projection; cytoplasm; intermediate filament
Molecular function (GO): structural constituent of cytoskeleton
Source: RefSeq, a predicted model, not a curated record